Messenger RNA from Paramecium octaurelia, 1089 nucleotides. The record is from the annotation of a GenBank genome assembly. Lineage: Eukaryota; Ciliophora; Oligohymenophorea; Peniculida; Parameciidae.
AUGAAUAAAUCCAUGCAAGUUUACAAUUAAUUAAAGAAAUAAUUCAAAGAAAUCUCUAAACAACUAGACAAUCUAUUUGAAUAGAUUUUUAAAAAAAUGGAUUAGGAAAUUAAAGUAUUAGAAAAUAUGGCCCGAUAUCUAUAAAAUAAAGACUAUUUAACAUUUAAGUCAUAAAUUCAUAUACUCAAGUAGUUUUACUCUAAGGAAAACGAAAAUUACAAAUGUAUGUUAUAAUUAUUAAUAAUAGAAAAACAAAUACUAUAAUUGAAUAACAUUAAUAAUACAAUAAAGAAUAUUCUAUCAGAUUUAACUCAAGAAGAUGGUUCAUUUAAUUCUUGUCAUUUAAAUGAUAUUAAAAUAGUAGAAAUUAAUCAGAAAAUUGAAUCUCAUAAGUAGUUGAAUACAAAAGAGGCUGAAAUAUUAGUAACUGAAGGUAUCAUUAAUUUUAUUUGAUCUUAGGUUUUGCUUUAUACAAUUUAAAUAAAUAUUAAGAAGCAAUUGAAUGCUAUGACAUAGCUAUUACCAUUAAUCCGUAAAAUGAUGCAGUUUGGUAUUAUAAGGGUAAUUAACUGUUAGACAUUAUUAAUUAGGUAAUGCUUUAAACAAAUUAAAUAAAUAUUAAGAAGCAAUUGAAUGCUAUGACAAAUCUAUUACCAUUAAUCCAAAAGAUGAUAAAGUUUAGUAUAAUAAAGGUAAUUAACUGUUAGACAUUAUUAAUUAGGUAUUGCUUUAAACAAAUUAAAUAAAUAUUAAGAAGCAAUUGAAUGCUAUGACAAAGCUAUUACCAUUAAUCCAAAACAUGAUUCAGCUUUGAGUAAUAAAGGUAAAUUAUUUUAUAAAUAAGGCCUUACACUACAUAAGUUAAAGAAAUAUAAGAAUGCUAUCAUAUGUUAUGAUUAAGCCCUAUCUGUUAGCAUAACUCCUCUUAAUUUAUUACGAAAAGGUACACCAAUUUGCCUUAUUUUUUAAGCUGAUUCUCUAUUUGAAUUGGGGAAUAAAUAAGAGGCUAAACAAUAUUAUUUGGAUGCAUUAUAAUAUGGUUCAACUCGGAAGGAUUAUAUACAAAAAUAACUACAACAGUUAUGAAAC